UUGAUACUACAUGCGCUAGUCAUGCCACUGCCCGACGCGCGUCCUGAGCGGUUGUUUUGUCUGAUUCCUCAGAUAGGUUGACCCUGGUGAGCACCGCCACAUGACCACCGCCUUAUACCCUCACUAGCCUCUUCCUCUCAUCUGCUCGCCAUCAACCCCCACUCCCCGCCGCGUGAAACUUCUUCGAUUGUGAUUUGAAGAUUGCCUUCCACAAUUUUGCCGAAAAUCGGAUCAUUCCACCGGCGUCAGACUGUUUGUAGGGAGGUGUUGCUUGUCUGGUUUUAACCGUGGACCUGUAGGAUCAACAAAAUGGCAUAUGAAAUAGAUGAGCAAAAAAAGAUUGGGUUAGGUCUUAUUGGUUUUGGUAUCCUGUUCACAUUCCUUGCCAUCAUUCUCUUUUUUGACAGAGGUUUGCUUGCUCUGGGUAAUAUAUUAUGGUUGGCUGGUGUAUCCCUUUUAUUGGGUUGGAGGUCUACUCUGCAAAUUUUCACUAAUAGAAUGAACUACAAGGGCUCAGCUUCAAUUCUUCUUGGAAUCUUCUUCAUAUUUGUUCGUUGGCCAAUCUUGGGUAUAAUUAUGGAAGUAUAUGGCUGCAUUGUUCUCUUUGGUGGUUUUUGGCCAUCUGUCAAGGUUUUUCUUUAUCAGAUUCCUGUCAUUGGAUGGAUACUAAGAUACCCUACCCUGGUGAAAGACAUGCUCUUCGUGUAGGUUGGACACAAAUGUGGAACUUAAACAUCCCUCCAAAAGUGAAGAUGUUUUUUUUGGGAAGCUUAUUCUAAAUGUUUGCCUACUACUAAUCUGUUGCGCAUAGACAAGUGAGCUGCUCUUCGAUUUGUGUGCUCUGCUCUUUGAGGGAGGAAUUACUGUUGCAUGUAUUUGGUGAGUGUGGGCUAGCUCAAAAUUGCUGAAGGAUUGUUGAUAUGAAUAUCGGGCAAGCCAAUGGUGUGUCUUUCUCUGAAUGGGCCACUGCAAAUAUGAGGAAUCUGGACAUUGAAAGGCGCUGUUUGUUCAUCCUGGUUUGGUGGAAUAUAUGGAAUGCAACUACGCAAGGAAUUCAAAACUAUGGAAUAACCAAGCCCUUACAACUCAAAGUAUUACAGCUUCUGGAUCGUUUGCGAGGGAGCUCUUCUUGAUUGGUGACUCUUGAUUGUCUUGGUCAAUUGUUUAUUAUCUUUUGACUUGUGAGAUUUAUGUAGAAUCUUAUAAACUGUUUUAAUGUUAGAUAUGCUUAAAUUAGAUUUCACCUUGUCAGCUAUACAUGUUGUGAACCUCCUCAACUAUAUGAGGUUGUGAACUUUCUAUCCCAUCAGACCUAGUAGUUUUUCUUAGUUUGGGUUAAAAUUUGAUUUUGAGUUGCGUAUGUAGUGUGCUUUAUUUAUAUUUAUAGACUCAUGAUAUUUAUUUCAAAUUAUAUGGGUUUGUUACUUAAA
Molecule: messenger RNA, 1430 nt
Organism: Ipomoea triloba (trilobed morning glory)
Lineage: Eukaryota; Viridiplantae; Streptophyta; Magnoliopsida; Solanales; Convolvulaceae
Product: vesicle transport protein GOT1
Exons: 8
Coding region: 310-708 (132 amino acids)
Biological process (GO): retrograde transport, endosome to Golgi; endoplasmic reticulum to Golgi vesicle-mediated transport
Source: RefSeq, a predicted model, not a curated record